Messenger RNA from Boeremia exigua, 2057 nucleotides. RefSeq names its product WD repeat-containing protein. The record is from RefSeq and is a predicted model, not a curated record. Gene Ontology annotation, biological process: regulation of DNA damage checkpoint. The transcript has 2 exons. The coding region runs from base 331 to 1890 and encodes 519 amino acids. Lineage: Eukaryota; Fungi; Ascomycota; Dothideomycetes; Pleosporales; Didymellaceae. Gene Ontology annotation, cellular component: nucleus. Gene Ontology annotation, molecular function: DNA binding; protein binding.
CAAGACAUUGCGCCUGAGUUCCUGAGUUUCCCAAGAUGCCUAAUUGCGCACGUGAUCGACGCGUCGACGCGUCCUACUCAUCAACGCGUGACGCCACCACUUUGGUAAAUCUCGACAUUGGAGCCUGCUGCUUCUCUCCUCCAUUGGACACUUGAUAUCACUUAACAUUGUCCUUGAUCGAUACAUCUUAUCGACGAUCUCACAACAAUUCCGACCAGCUGCUGAAAAGGUUUUAUCUGAGCGUACAAUUGACAUAAGGUAUCGCGCCUGUGCCAUUAUUUUUGAGACUGUUCAGUGCACAUACCCCUGACAGACCUACAACACACCAACAUGGCGAAAGCAAAGAAAGCGGAGGUCAGCGACUAUGAGCGCAAGAGGCAGGAGAACAUUGCGAAAACGCAGGCGCUGCUGCGCAAUCUUGAGAUGGAAGCAGCGCAAGCAGGUCUGGGCCCGAGCUCGAAAGCCGCGUCGUCUACGAAAUCAAAGCCCAAAAAAGCUGCGCCAGCAAAGAAGGUCAAGGUUGAGGAUGUGGGGCCGCGACGGACGUCCUCGCGCCUCAAGGGUAUCGAGGCUGACAGCGAGAAGGCGAAGCGCAAGGCGGAGGAUGAGUACGUCGCGAUCAAGGAAGCGGACCGCGCGAAGCGACAACGUAUCAGUGACGCCUUCAACUUCGGCGACAUCACAGUCGUGGGAAAGACAUGGGACCAGAGUGGAAACUUCCUGCGCAUUGUUGGCCCUGCGAACCCAUACGAGCGCACCUUCGACUAUGACGACGCGACCGACACUACAGACAAGGAUGUGAAGGCAUUGCGAGAGAGGAUCAGCGGCCUUCAGCUCUGGGAAGACUUCGAGCCAAAUGAGAUCAAGAUCACACCAGAGCGUAUCUACGCGAUGGGUCUGCAUCCUACUGAGGAGAAACCUCUGGUGUUUGCUGGCGAUAAGUUGGGCAAUAUCGGCAUCUGCGAUGCCUCACAGAAAGCCUCAGAAGUCAAGGUCGAGGACGACGAAGACGCCGACUCCGAAGGGCCCGUUAUCACAACACUCAAGCCGCACACACGCACAAUACACACCUUCCAAUUCAGCCCGCACGACUCCAACGCGCUGUACUCCGCAUCGUACGACUCCUCGAUACGCAAACUCGACCUCGCCAAAGGCGUUGCAGUCGAAGUCUACGGCCCACAAGACCCCAAUGAAGACCAGCCACUGUCUGGCCUUGAGAUUUCCAAAGACGAUGCAAACAUGCUGUAUUUCUCAACACUCGACGGCCGCUUCGGCAUGUACGACAUGCGCACCGAGGUCAUGGACGCGCAGCUAUUCCAGCUCUCUGACAAGAAGAUCGGCGGCUUCAGUCUGCACCCGCAGCACCCUCACCUUGUAGCCACGGCGUCGCUAGACCGCACACUGAAGCUUUGGGAUCUGCGCAAGAUCAGCGGGAGGGGCGACGAGCGGGGACCGGCGCUAGUCGGCGAGCAUGAAAGCAGACUGAGCGUCUCGCACGCAGCAUGGAACUCGGUUGGCCAGGUAGCGACUGCGAGCUACGACGACACAGUGAAGAUCUACGACUUUGGGGACUGUAAGGACUGGGCGCCAGGGCACUCUUUGACAGAGCAAGAAAUGAAGCCCAAGACGAUCGUGCCCCACAACAACCAGACCGGACGCUGGGUCACCAUAUUACGAGCGCAAUGGCAGCAGUUUCCGCAAGACAACAUCCAACGCUUUUGCAUCGGCAACAUGAACCGCUUUGUCGAUGUCUAUACGGGCAAGGGCCAACAGUUGGCACAGCUCGGCGGGGAUGGUAUCACUGCUGUGCCUGCGGUGGCCAAGUUCCACCCCACAAUGGACUGGAUAACUGCGGGUACUGCGUCAGGCAAGCUUUGUUUGUGGAUGUGAAGCGUAGUGUUGUAUAUUCUUGUUGGAUGCUGUAGAUGGAUUGGAAAUUUCUAAAAGUGGCACUCUGCGGAGGAUCGCCGUUUUGAUGCUGUAUAUGGUUGAAUCCUGCUGAUUGGAGAAUACCGAAGAUACCGUUCUCGUGCAGCGAAAUCAGCCAGUUGAGACCA